Messenger RNA from Sphaerulina musiva SO2202, 2728 nucleotides. Its product is annotated as PFU-domain-containing protein. Gene Ontology annotation, biological process: ubiquitin recycling; proteasome-mediated ubiquitin-dependent protein catabolic process. Lineage: Eukaryota; Fungi; Ascomycota; Dothideomycetes; Mycosphaerellales; Mycosphaerellaceae. Gene Ontology annotation, molecular function: ubiquitin binding. The record is from RefSeq and is a predicted model, not a curated record. The coding region runs from base 141 to 2504 and encodes 787 amino acids. The transcript is spliced from 5 exons. Gene Ontology annotation, cellular component: cytoplasm; nucleus.
GUUCACUCUGACAAGACAACUUGGAAGUCGUGCACCGGCCCUGGAGCUAUCGCAUACUACUACGUACGCGCGUACUCGCCGGAUCUAUCGCCAAACAACGUGUCUGAUCAGCUUGAUCCGCCGACAGCAGCAGCAGCAGCAUGACGGGCGACUUCAAGCUGUCAGCCACUCUGCGCGGCCACGAGGAAGAUGUCCGGUCCGUAGUCUUCCCCAACAGACACCUCAUCUUGUCUGCCUCGCGCGACCACACGGUCCGACAGUGGACCCUCACUUCGCCACAGCCGCCGACCUUCGACGACACAAUUGCGUUGCAGGGCUCGAAUUGGUUCAAUGGCUUGGCAUAUGCUGCACCGUCGCAGCAGCAUCCUCAGGGUGUGAUUGCAGCUGGCGGCCGGGAAACGUUCGUGUAUGUCAAGCGGGUGGGCGAGUCACUGACUGACGAUGCACAUCGUAUGCUCAUCGGGCAUGCGGGCAACAUCGCCUGCUUGGCCUUCACCGAUGAUGGCAGCAAAGUUAUCAGUGGCUCCUGGGACAAACAGGUCUUCGUCUGGGAUGUGGAAGGCGGCCACGUUACAGCUGAGCUUCUGGGUCAUGAAGGGCCGGUCUGGGGCCUGCUGGUUUAUGAGAACAAAUUCAUAAUGACAGCUUGUGCCGACAAGAUCAUCCGCAUAUUCGACUUCAAUGGGAAGCCACUGCAGGCGAUCAAAGGGCAUACAGAUGUCGUUCGGUGCUUCGCGAAGCUGCCCUCUGACCACUGGUCUGGAGGCGCUGUUGCGUCUGCUGGCAAUGACGAAGUAAUCCGACUUUGGACAAGGGAUGGAGAACCUAUUGGAGAGCUCGAGGGUCAUACGGCAUAUAUAUACAGUCUGGCCAUUCUGCCUAACGGUGAUUUGGUGAGCUCGUCAGAAGAUCGCACUGUCAAGGUCUGGAGAAAUGGGCAAUGUAUCCAGACUAUCACACACCCAGCUCUCAGCAUCUGGACCGUUGCAGCAUGUCCAGAGACUGGCGACAUUGUGAGUGGAGCGAGCGAUAACACCAUUAGAGUUUUCUCUCGUGAUCCAGAACGGCAGGCCGAUGCAGAGACCAUAAAAGAUUUCGAGGAGCGCAAUCGCAUGUAUGCGAUACCUGCGGAAACUGCUACCCAAGGCCAGCCAUUCCAAAAAGAGAAUCUGCCGGGUCCAGAUGCACUCCAGACGCAGGUUGGCGAGCGAGAUGGUCAGCAACUUUUCGUUCGCGAAAACGACGGGAGAGUGACAGCGCACCUAUGGGCGGCCUCGACAGGUCAAUGGAAUCUAAUCGGAACAGUCGUCGAGGGUGAGGGCACGAGCACUGCCAAGAAAUCACACAACGGGCAAGAGUACGACUACGUCUUCGACAUUGAUAUUGAGGAUGGCAAGCCGCCUCUGAAACUCCCCUACAACCUGUCCGAGAGUGCAUGGGAUGCUGCGCGAAAGUUUCUCGAGCGCAAUGAAUUACCGAUGACCUACUACGAACAAGUCGCGCACUGGAUACAGGAAAACACAAAAGGUGCUAAAUUGGGACAGGGCCCCGGCACUACAAACACACAACAACCAGGUCGCGACCCUUGGGGCAGUGACAAUCGGUACCGACCUGGAGAUGCUGGGUCGGCAUCAGCUGGAGGUCAGCGUAAGAUCCCACAGCGGACAUAUGUCGACAUCGUUGAAGGCAACCCUGCGAAUGCUAUCAACAUCAUCCUGCAGAAGUCAGAAGAACUUGGUAAAUCUGCAACGUUGUCGCCUGAGCAGAUGCUGGACUCCAAGGAGCUCGAAGCGCUCAAAGCGCUGUCAACUCAACUACAGAACAAGCAGGAUCCCCGGCCGACCCAGACGCAGACUGAUGCUCUGCUCAAGAUCGUCUCGUCCUGGCCUACGAAAAGCAAAGUACCAGCAGUUGGUAUUCUCGCUUUACUGGCCGUCUCACCGUCCUUCGUGAAUGCCACAAGUCGUGGAAAAGGGACUAUCAUCGAAACCAUCAACGCCGCUGGACUGUUGAAGCCUCAUCAGGAAACCGCAAACAAUGUCGUUCAUGCCAUACGCCUCCUCGCCAACCUAUUCAAGACCGAUGCAGGGCUUCUGCUUGUGGAUGGUCUCUUCGAUUCUACUCUGCAGCUCGUGCGCCCUUUCUCCCAGCAGCCAGAAUCUCCCGCUCAGCUUAGAGCACUUGCCACGCUGUACCUAAACUACGCUGUGCUAUUGACCAGCCAAGCGCCAUCAAACGAGGCCGCACAGCGCGAAGCCCGAGCCAAGACGCUCCUGAUCGAUACUGCUAGCCUGUUGGAAGUUGAGGGCCCUCAUCUUCCGGAUAACGAUGCUGUGUCUCGCUCACUGUUGGCACUGGGCACUCUGCUGUCUUUGGGCGCGGACUUUAGGGCAGCUCUCAAAGAGGGUUUGCCUGGAACAUUAUUGGGGGUUGAGAGAACACCGGCAGGACAGAACCCCAACAUCAAGGAUUUGAUUGCGGAGAUUCGAGACGAACUUCGUUGAGCAGAUUCCUGUCCCGGGUUGGAGAAGAGUGGCUUACAAUACGACCGAGACGAUACGUUGUUGCAUUACUGCAUUCGGUCUGCAUAGCGCGGCAUUAAAAGUGUACCUAUGGUCGCAUGUUGACUUGCUGAAACGGAAACCAUAGAGAGCUAUAACCGGGGAUGAAAGAAGUUCCGUGUCGCGUGAGUUUCGAAUAGCCAAGAACGACCGGAUCUGACUCCGAC